Molecule: messenger RNA, 2744 nt
Organism: Oryza sativa Japonica Group (Japanese rice)
Lineage: Eukaryota; Viridiplantae; Streptophyta; Magnoliopsida; Poales; Poaceae
Source: RefSeq, a predicted model, not a curated record
GGGGGUGGUUUGGGAAUAGAGAUAAGUGAAAAGUACGGGAGGGGUUUAACUGUGCAAAGAUGUAAUCAUCAGGAAUGUGAGCCACAUGUCGGUCUCACUUUCCUUCAUCUCUCCUCCCAUCAACCCAUGCUUCUAGUCUCUCCCUUCCCUUGCGAGAAGCAGAGGCACACCGCGCGGAGGAAGCACGGCCUCGUCGUCGUCAUCGUCGGGAAGAAGCCUUACCUUACCUAUGUUGCGCUGAUGUCGGAGGUUCUUGGGGGAUGCAGAGCAGGGAGAAGGGGAGUUGGGGGUCCAGAUCGGCCACAAGGUGUUUGGCCGGCGUCCAGAGCUAUAGGAUCAGGGAAUCAGGGAAUCAGGGAGAUGAGGUUAGGGAAGCAGGACAACGGCGGGGUUGGUCUUCUUGAAGAUUGAGGAUUGGUGUUGGAGGAAGGAGAGGAGGAGCAAGCUCUUCUGGCGGCGGUGUUUGUUUGAGACAAAUGGUGGUCUUCUCUUCUACCUGCGAUGCGCACAUAUGAUGUUCGUUGAAAUGACUGGGAGGGAGUCGUUCGCUUUGCUUUCUGUUCUGAUGCGAUACCACGGGGACGGGGGCGCCGCCGCGCCGGUACGAUGCUGCACGCACAUACCGGCGCCACUGGACGACGCUGCUGGAGUGCUCUGCUGGCCGCCGUGGACGUCGGUGAGCUCGUGGCGUCUGGUGUGGUGCAGGCUGCAGCCUGCAGCUGCACGAAGGACGUCAUGGAGCAUGUGGGCCCACUGUCAGCGACUGAGGAAGUGCGGCCCCACCUGUCAGCUAACGGGAGAGCUACUUCAAAUUGCAGCCGCCUUGCGCGCCGGGAGGUAACUGUCGCAACCGCCCUCCUCCGCUCUCCCCCUCUCAGCGGAGCGGAAGCGCCAAGAACCAAGAGCCCCGCGCCUCUCUCCCCCUCACCGGAGCGGGAGCGCCAAGAACCCAAGAUCCGUGCGCCUCUCUCCCCCUCUGCUCGCCUCGCUCUUCGGAACCAAUGGAGCUGUUCCACGGCGGCCACCACGUCCACGCCCUGUGCCCCGUCGCGGCCGCCGCCUCGGACGACGACGGCGACAGCUGGGUCUUCCUGCAUCCGCUCCGCGCGACGGUGCACGCGGCGUGGCCGGCGCACAUGCUCCGCGCGUUCGACGGACGGACGGACGGCGCCACGCGGCGGCAACGACCGUGUUGGCAGAUUGGGAGCAGAUUGGCCUCGGCGGCAACCGCGUCACCCUGCGCGACCUACACCGCCUCGGCUUGUUCACCGUCGUCUUGGGAUCGGGGGACGACGUCCUGCUGGAUGCCUUGGCCGCUCCCACGAGUACGUCCUGCGUGGUGCAAGUCAUCCCCCCGAGAGACUCCCUGCCUUCCCUUCCAGUUUCAGAACCAAAUCUUCUGAUAAGUGGAACCAGUUUCCCAAUCGGCGGAGACAAUGGUAUGAUGGGUGCAGAUAAUGAGAGGGCUGAAGGGCCGCAGACUAUGCUUUUGGUGGAGGAGGGCAUUAGGAAGGUUGACACGGAGUUUGCUUGCAUCUCAUACUUAACACCAUGGCGCUGGUGCAACCAAGCUGUAAGAUGGCUGGCAUGGAAGACUGGUACCACACUUGCUGGGCUCGUGUUACCAGAUACAUGGAGCUGGGAGAAAAUUGUCGGAUCACCUGCUGUUCAAGGCAGAGGUGGGUGUUCAUUGUCUGCUUGCACUGUAUGCACUGAAGCUCAGCAUCGGAUGAUUUACGAUAGGCUCCAUGGCUCAGGCUCAUUCCGAUGGAGAGUUGAGGUACCUCCAACUACUCUGAGGAUGGAAUGCAUAAAGAAAGAAGCAUGGAACCCCGAAGAAGGUGGUAAGGUUGAGCAUGUAUUGGAGGUUGUUGUUGGCAUGGGAGGUCUGCCGACUAUGGAUGAUGAUUACUUCCUCCCCGUGGUAGGGUUGAAUAAGUAUCCUGGACCUUACAAGACCCAGAUGCUCAGACUGACGGAGUAUGUCAAACCCCUGACCGCCAUAGAGACAGCCAGGCUUAUUCGUCAGAGAGGGCCGAUCAUUGGUGCACUGGCGGUUAACCCACCCCACUACUUCUCUUAUCGGGCGGAUGCAAAACAGCGAGCCAAAAGAGUGUACAGAGGCUGUCCCGAGUCUGCAAUAAUUGCCCGUAAGGCGGCCUGGCACGCAGUUGUCUGUUUUGAGUAUAGGUUCGUGAAGAGUUUGAUUGGAGAAGAGCUUCAGCUGAAGAUUAUGGACAGCCACAGCCCAGACGGACCUCGGAGGUGGAUCUGUUUUGAUGCCUUCGACAGGUUCUGUCUGCCAGUCAUUUGCCGGCCGCCGUGUCCCCGCCCGUCGUCAUCGGAAUAGAUCUGUUCUUACCUGUGUAGAGUAACUCUGUCUGUUGGGGUGGUCGCUUCUUCUUAUCCUACCCCUGCUUCUUAACUCACUGCAGAAGGGCAGAGCAUGUACCUGGGAAGCUUCAUCUUGUCUUCCCUCGGUGCGUACUGAAUGCAAACGUUAUUACAUUUACAUGAGUACCUGCUGCUUCUUCUUCUUCCAGUGCGAUGCAUCAACUGUAUUGGAGUAGCUGUUGCUUAUUAACCGAUUAACUCGGCGCUUCUUCUGUUAUCAGAGAGAUUUUUCUAGUAUAUCUGGUGUUAGCAUCAGCUGCUGCUAGUUAAUUACUAGGCAGCUAUCUAGAAUCUUAGAUUUUGAUCCGUUUAUACAGUUAAUACCAGUACUAAAGUUCUUUUGCUUGAUU